AUGUUUUUAAGCUUGCUGAGUGCCAAGCUUUCUCGAGGGUUAUAGAGAAGGAUUUGUGGCUGUUGGCCUGAAUUAAGACAUGAAGAAAUACAGAGAACGAUGGAGAGCAAAUUCUGCAUUUUGACCGACACAGAAGACCUCAAAACCCUGAUUUCGAGUACCGAAGAGAGUCUGCAAAUUGAAAGGACCAAGACAUUGUUUGAGGAGAUCCGUGCAUCCAUCAACAACAAUGAUGAAGAGGACCGUUCCUUUUGGAGGCCUGUGCUCCCAUGGGGGGGCGUCUACACCAUCAGGGCAGGGAGGAAGGCCAUCUCAUGCACCCCUCUGUAUGUUAAGAUAAGCCUAAAGAACACCUGCACCAUCGAUGGGUUCCUCAUGAUUCUUUAUGUCAUUCUGAGAGACAACCAGAGCUUUCCCCGGGAGGUGGGCGUAUUCCUGGGCAGGCAGUUUGUGGAGCAUUUCCUCUACCUGAUGGACUCCUAUGACUACACCACCGUUAAGAUGCUGUGGAUCUGGGACAGGAUGUCCAAGAGGCAGUACCGCUCAGUGAUCCACCAUGCAGCAUUGGAGAUCGACCUAUUUGGUAACGAACAUGAGAACUUCACCAAGAACUUGGAGACAAUGAUGUCUACCAUGCAGGAGAGUCUGUGCACCAACUGGAGCUGUCCUGCUCGUUUCCAGGAGUUCAUACAGAAAACCAUCAACAUCAAUCCUCCUCAUGAGCUGCCCCCUAGAGAUCCCAUUCAGUCAGCAGUGGAUGAGUUCUUCUGUCCCAAGAUCAUUCUCUGCAAAGAACUGGGGUGUAAUGGGUUGAGGGAGUUCUCUCAGAGGGUCUUCUGCCAUGGACCACCUCCUUUUGUCAUUCUCAACAUGCAGCUUUGGAAGUCUGAGGAGCUGUCCUAUGUUCCCUACCAUCUGGCCCUGUCCCAACACAGGUACUCACUGGAGGGCGCCACACUCUUCAACAAGGAAGAGCAUCACUACUCCGCAGCCUUCCAGAUAGACGGCUACUGGAUGCACUAUGACGGGCUGAGGAGCGACAACCUGAUCCUGUUAAACAAGCCCCCUGAACUCCUGCUGCUCUCUUCCCUUGUCUACAUCCGCGCCUCAGACAAAUGAGAUGCACUAAUGUAACCAAGCAGGGAUGGGGUCAGUUCUAUUUUUCAUUCCAUAAUUUCAGGACGAAUAGAAAUUCUCCUGAAUUUACUUGAAUUGAAAAGGAAUUGACCCCAAUUGUGUCACCAUGGUUCAGAAGGGACACAGAAUGAAGGAGGUAGACACUAGACAGCACUAAUAGGAAGGCAUCUUUUGAAAAUUGCACAUCUACACUAACACCUUCCUGUUUAUUGCCCUUCAUUCACAGAAAAGAGAAUCCAAGUUACCUUACAUUUGGCUCAUGAUGUUUGUCUUCCAUCCCUCAGUGAGCUCUUACCAGAUACUUUUAUCACCUAAUCAUAUUUUAUGAAUCUUUUAUCUAGUUUGAAAAUGCUUAUACCACAUUUCCAAACUUUUUAUGACUUUUUGUUUUGUUUUAUACUUUGAGAUGACUUUUUGGAAUGAUGUGCUCCAUUUUGCCUGACUGUUGCCUCAAACGCUCACUGUGCAAAAUGAUAAGUGCAUCUUCUCUUUGGGCAUGCUUGGAAUCCAAGAAUAUAUGCAUGGACUAUAAUAGUUCUGGGCAGGUAUGCAUAUUAUUGAAGAAUCAACUCAACCUUAAAUAGCUUUACUGCAACAAAAAAAAAAAAGCUGAGGUAAAGUUUGCAUUUUGUUGUCUUGGGUGGGAUGGCUGCACUUUCAGAGAAGCAAAUUUGGCUAAUUAAACUUUGACGUAGAAUUGUCAACAGGGUAUAGGCUAGACUAGUGAAGCAUCAGAGAGAUUCUACAGGACUCAUCUACUACAAUCCAUUUGUGCAUAUUUGCCCUGACCUCAGAUCAAACUGGUGCUUUUUUGUACUAUUUUCCAUUGUCGUUUAAAAACAGAGUAUUGCUUUGCAUUUUGUGGAAAUUCAAUCAUUAUCCUUGAUUUACUUGCUUGUUUUAAGAUGUCCAUUGGGCUUCAACUUGGUGGAUGUGAAAGUCACACUGCAUUAACUUGUGUUUAAAAUGAAUACAUGCUCAAAUAAUUAUUGUAUAAAUUGUCAUAUAAAAUGUAUCAUUGGACAAAAUAUCAGUUCUGUCUUAAAUGUAAGUAAUUACUUGUACUUACAAGUACCCCCGCACAGUGACAGAAGUGCUUCUUGAGUGCUUGACUUUCAUAGUAGCAUAUAAUACCCUGCAUUCAAUUUAUUCUGCACAAUUCAAUAACAAGGUACAUUACAUCCAAUCUAAACAAGAUGUCAAACCUUUAGUAAAUAUUAGUAUACAAAUGUGAUUUUUUUAAUGCAUUUGAUCAUUUGGAAAUAACAUUACUGCUCAUCACAGGCUUCAUAUGCAAAAUGUAAUGUUAAGCAUAGAACCUCUGCCAAUUUAUCAGUGUACAAUUUAAUCUGUUGGAACUACAUAACGAAACUGUCUUCGAGCAACAAUCCUUGUGUUCAUGUAUUGAAUGGUGUUUUAGUUAAUUUUUUCUAUGCAGUCAUUGAAGUCUUUUUAAAAAAGCAAUACAAAUAUUUUUUAUAUUCUA
Messenger RNA from Coregonus clupeaformis (lake whitefish), 2623 nucleotides. RefSeq lists its product as uncharacterized. NCBI's taxonomy places the organism in Eukaryota, Metazoa, Chordata, Actinopteri, Salmoniformes, Salmonidae. Bases 100 to 1119 code for a protein of 339 amino acids. The record is from RefSeq and is a predicted model, not a curated record. The transcript has 5 exons.